CAAAAAAGACAAUGCUGCCACUAUUCACAUGAAUAGUGGCAGCCCUUACUUGCCCUUACCCUUCCCUUAGCCCUUAUAGGUGGAGAUGCUCUAAAUACUUUUAACUUUUUACUAAGAAUGGGAGGCACGGAAAGGCUAGGUGGGUGGUGAGGGAGAUGCAAAGACGGCUAGGUGGCAUCGAUAGCACAAGGAAGACGGGGUAGAGGGGUUAGGGUAAUUAAUGUUGAAGGGUAAACUUGUAAGACAAAGUCCAGGUGUAAAUUUUUUUUAAUUUUUUUUUUUAAAAAGGACACAUGGCAGAUUUUGAGUGGGAGUAUCACUAGCUAACGUGGUGAUACCGUAUCACUCUAUAUUUUAGGAGGCAAAUCAAUAGUUAACCCAUUAACUAUGCUGAAGCUUUCAACGGUUCAGAUUAAACCACAUCUCCAAUGCUUUAGCUGAACUCUUUAGAGGCCAAAACGACGUCGUAAGGGGUAAAAUGUGAAGUGACCCAACACUCUAUGUAUGCCAUCUCCCCUUCUUUAUGGACUAACGAUAUUUCAGUCCCUAUACACAGUAUUCCUCUCACUCUCUCCUCUCUCUUCUCUGAGGCCUUAUGCUCUGAGUCUGCAAACCCCAACUACCUACCUACUUGUUUGUAGGACGUCGAGAGCAGAGGAAGCCAAAUUCAAUCAAAACCUCUCUCUCUCUCUCUCUCUUCCUCCCCAAAUGUCAGUGCAUUGCUACAGAGCACCAUAAAGUUUGAAUCUUAUCUCAGGUGUUGAUUUGCUUUUUCAUUGGCAAAAGUAUCCUCAAUUUGGUCACCACCAUGCAACAGGUUUUCAAAUUAUUUGUCUCCUAAUUGCGAUGCUCUACUUACUCUGAUACUUAAUUCAUAACUGGUCUCUUGACUGAGACUCUGGAGGUUUUAUCUUUGUUUUGAAAUAAUGACUUUGGUGGCCAAAAGUCGCUCAGCUUCUUUCCAGUUCUUCUCCUUUCUCCUUCAUCUCCCUUCAGUGCAAAUCCACCGCCACUGCUCUUCACUCUCCACCAACCUCCUUCAUGACCCAAAUGACGAGGCAAAACACUCAAAUGAUGCCGAAUUAAUAUCAAAGAUCCUUGUCCACCACCACAAUCCCUUCCACUCCAUGGAGUCUUCUCUGCAGCUCCACGGCAUCACUCUCUCUCCUCAGCUCCUCAACCACACCCUCCUGCGCCUCAUCCACAAUUCCAAAAUUGCCCUCGCCUUCUUCAACUAUGCCAAGUCCCUCCCCGACCCUCCUCUCUCCACCGCCUCCUUCAACCUCCUCAUUGACAUCCUCGCCAAGGUUCGCCAGUACGACGUCGCUUGGCAGCUCAUCCUCGAAAUGGACAACUUCAACCUCACCCCCACCGCCUCCACAUUUCUCAUCCUCAUUCGGCGGUUGAUCUCCUCCGGCCUCACCCGCCAAGCCGUUCGGGCCUUUGAGGACAUGGAAACCUUCGUCCAAACCAAACCCAGUAGCCAAGAUUUUUGCUGUUUGCUUGAUACCCUUUCCAAAUACGGCCAUGUUAAAGUUGCAGCUGAAGUUUUUAACAAAAAGAAGAAUGGGUUUGUGCCUGACGUCAAAAUGUACACUGUUUUGGUCUAUGGGUGGUGUAAGAUUGGUCGUUUUGAUAUGGCGGAGAGAUUCUUGAGGGAUAUGAUUGAGCGUGGUAUUGAGCCCAAUGUUGUAACUUACAAUGUCUUCUUGAAUGGUAUUUGUAGGCGUGCGAGUUUGCACCCUGAGGAAAGGUUUGAGAGGACGAUAAGGAAUGCAGAGAAGGUGUUUAAGGAAAUGUGGGAGAGAGGGAUUGAGCCUGAUGUCACUAGUUUUUCAAUUGUGCUUCAUGUUUAUAGUCGGGCACAUAAGCCCGAGUUGUCACUUGAAAAGCUGAAGCUGAUGAGAGAGAGAGGGAUUUGCCCCACUCUGGAAACUUAUACUUCAGUUGUAAAGUGUCUUUGCUCAUGCGGGAGACUUGAGGAUGCAGAGGAAUUGCUUGGUAAGAUGGUGACGAGUGGGGUUAGUCCAUGUGCAGCGACGUACAAUUGUUUCUUCAAAGAAUACAGGGGGAGAAAGGACAGCGAGGGUGCUUUGAAGCUGUACAGGAAGAUGAAGGAGGAGGGUUUGUGCGUGCCCAGUAUGCACACUUAUAACAUACUGGUGGGAAUGCUUUUGGAAUUGAAUCGUAUGGAGAUUGUGAGAGAGAUAUGGAAUGAUAUGAAAGAGAGUGGGGUAGGACCCGAUUUGGAUUCAUAUACCAUGUUGAUUCAUGGGUUAUGUGGGAAACAAAAGUGGAGAGAGGCUUGCCAGUUGUUUGUAGAGAUGAUAGAGAAGGGGCUUCUCCCUCAGAAGAUUACUUUUGAGACGCUUUACAAAGGGCUAAUACAAUCUGAUAUGUUGAGAACUUGGAGAAGAUUGAAAAAGAAGCUUGAUGAAGAGUCUAUUUCAUUUGGAUCAGAGUUUCAAAAUUAUCACCUUAAGCCAUAUAGGAGAUGAUAUGCCAUCUACAUGCCACUUUAGGAUGCAGUGUUUACAUGCGACUUUAGGAUUCAGCCCGACAUAACUUGGGUGCUCCAUGUAUUAUGCUUGCCAUAGAUGAACAAGCACCCAUGGAAUGGCCUCAGAGAACGUCCAAAUUUAUGACCAAAUAUGAAUGUGCCAGAAUCUUGGGUACCCCCGCUGUGCAGAGCAGCAUGAAUGGCCCUAUGAUGGUUGAGUUGCAGGGCCUGAUCCAGUUGAGAGUGAUUGUUCUGCUUUGCCUACUGGAUAUGACAAGGAUGAGAGAGUUAUGGCACAGUUGCCUCUGCACUGGUAGACCAAAAUAAAUCUCAUCACAUAGUUUCACUUCAUCAUCAGUUGGUUCAGCCCUUGCAUGACCUUCUGUUGGGGGAAUUGUCUUCUGAACCGUCGGAUCAAUGCUGUGGCUCCGUCGAGAAUUUGAAUUCGAUUGCCAGACAUGCUGAAGCCGGUCCACGGAUGAUAUGGUUACAGGAGAGGAUUGGGGCAAUAGGUCAAGGCCGUAACUUGUUGAAUUUCAUCAUUUCAAGGGAGUGCUAUAUAUUCCUAGUGAAAAAAGGAAAGCAUGUAAUGGCAGGAUCCCUUUGAUUCAUAAAAUCCUAGUAGUUUUGUUUAUUAUUGGUGAACUUGCUUGGUUCGGUAUAUUUCCUGAUGAUAUGCAGGUACUUUUGUGCGUAAUGAAUUUAUGCAGAAAGAAAUCCUUCAUGUGGAGAAUUUUUAUUGAGUAGUGUGGGAGUAUUGUCGGGUCAAUUCAAAAUCAAUUCACAAUGAAUAAAGAUCGUGUGAACUCUUAAGUUGAUAAAUGAGAUCGAAUUUUGCAGUUUUUUUCC
Molecule: messenger RNA, 3349 nt
Organism: Prunus persica (peach)
Lineage: Eukaryota; Viridiplantae; Streptophyta; Magnoliopsida; Rosales; Rosaceae
Product: pentatricopeptide repeat-containing protein At2g13420, mitochondrial
Exons: 6
Coding region: 927-2498 (523 amino acids)
Molecular function (GO): protein binding
Source: RefSeq, a predicted model, not a curated record